Molecule: messenger RNA, 944 nt
Organism: Ilyonectria robusta
Lineage: Eukaryota; Fungi; Ascomycota; Sordariomycetes; Hypocreales; Nectriaceae
Exons: 3
Coding region: 106-771 (221 amino acids)
Biological process (GO): double-strand break repair via break-induced replication; DNA-templated DNA replication
Cellular component (GO): GINS complex
Source: RefSeq, a predicted model, not a curated record
GGCCUUCAACAUCUCAACCCCACCACCGCCAACUCAUCACCGCGUCGCACCCUCUCAAGGCCAGCUCCCUGCACCACCAAGACGCCCCUGAAACCCGCCAAAGCCAUGGACAUCGACGACAUCCUCCGCCAGGUCGACCCGGUCUCCCACUCCGUGCCCCCCGAGACGCGUGACCUGCAGGCCUUGACGCGUCUCUGGGUGGCCGAACGCUCGGCGCCUGAGCUCUUAGAGUGGCCUCAGGACGGGCUAAUCGAUCGCGUUAACACGCGGAUCAAGACCCAGAUUGAGAAGGUUGAGGAGAUGACUGGCGACAUGGAUCCCAAGACCAACUUUGCCCUCAUCGUCAUCCAGACCGAGCUGGAGCGGUACAAGUUCCUUGUCAGGAGUUAUCUCAGAGCCCGGAUUGCCAAGGUCGACAAGCACGCGCUUCACUAUCUUUCCAGCCAAGAACUCAGGCGCCGGCUCUCUCCCACGGAAGUGGCCUAUGCCACGAGACAUCAGGCUCUCCUGCAUAACCAUUACCUGUCUUCCUUCCUCUCAUCCUUCCCAGAUGAUCUGCAGAACCUCAAUGAUACCGGUGGCAACGCCAGUAUGAUCGACUCCCCUGACCCAGACACCACCGUUUUUAUCCGCUUGUUGCGCGACCUCGACGUCCAUGGUAUGGGUACUGACAACGACAUCACGUUGCCGUCACAGAACGGCGAUAUUGUCAUUCUCCGGUGGUCCAGUGCUAAGCCCUAUGUGGAUGAAGGAGACGCUGAGCUCGUGUGAGCGCGUCACGUCUCGCCCAAGAAAUGGCAUCCAAGCCCCCUAUCCGAGCGUCCGUCUGUGUGCAUACUGCACCUCAUGUGGGAAAUCCAUACUGCCUAAAGCGAUGCAAGCCUUCGGGUAUUUGUAGAAAGAGGUGUCAACCCCCUGAAAUACCUAUUCUCUUUGGCUUCUGG